CUCUCUCUCUCUCUCUCUCUCUCUCUCUCUCUCACCAAGAUCUAGACUAGAUAACAAACAAGCUUGACACAAAAACUAACAGAAUUAUUAUAUACCAUAAGUCUUGAAAAAUAAACCUACACAGAAAACCACUUAUCAUUUCCAAACACAACAACACAAUAACUAGUACUAGAGUUCCACCCCCAAAAACCUCUUAUCAAUUUCCUUCCAAUCCAAAAAAUAUGAUACUUACUAAAUCUCUUCUACUCCACCCUAUCUAGGAAUUUCAAGUCUUCUUCCUUUCCACCAAGAGAGAUUGACAAAAACUGUUUUGAAGGAAAAAAAAUAACAACUAUGAGAGCUGGCGGUUGCUCGUUGCAGCAAGGCCUCACGGCCGAGGCUGCUGGAGUAGUGAAACAAGCGGUGGCCUUAGCUCGUCGCCGAGGCCACGCGCAAGUGACACCACUUCAUGUGGCUCACACUAUGUUGGCUGCCUCAACUGGGUUGUUGAGGCAAGCUUGUCUACAAUCUCAAGCUCAGUGUCAUCCUCUUCAGUGCAAAGCUUUAGAGCUUUGCUUCAAUGUGGCCCUCAAUCGUCUCCCAGCUUCAAAUUCGAGUCCCAUGUUGGGAGGCCAUCACCAUCACCACCACCAUCAUCACCAUCACUCUCAAAACCCUUCUAUUUCUAACGCUUUGAUCGCCGCCUUUAAAAGGGCUCAGGCCCACCAAAGGCGCGGUUCGAUUGAGAAUCAGCAGCAACCACUCUUAGCCGUGAAGAUUGAGUUGGAACAGCUUAUUAUCUCAAUCUUGGAUGAUCCAAGUGUGAGUAGAGUCAUGAGAGAAGCCGGUUUCUCGAGUACUUUAGUGAAAAGCAAUGUUGAACAAGCUGUUUCUUUAGAGAUUUGUUCUCAAACAACUCCUCCUCCUCCUAAUACUAAUAAUUCCUCUUCUACUACUAUUACUACUACUAAUGUUAACAAGUCCUCAUCUUCUUCCAUCAACGGGUCAAAAUUACCCGGCAAACCCGAGGCGGUAUUGGAUCCGUUGACGACGAGUGGCGAAAAGGAAGACGUGGCAAGUGUGGUGGAGUGCUUGGUGAGCAACAAGAGAAGGAGUGUUGUAGUUGUUGGGGAGUGCCUUAGUAGCAUAGAAGGUGUGGUUAGAGGAGUGAUGGAAAAAGUUGAGAAGGAUGAUGUUCCUGAGGGUUUAAGAGAGGUUAAAUUCAUACCCUUUUCAUCAUCAUCAUCAUCAUCAUCAACAUCAUCUUUUGGGAAUUAUUCAAGAGUUGAAGUUGAGCAAAAGUUUGUGGAGCUUAAGAGCCUUUUGAGGAGUUGUAUGGCGAAAGGGGUGAUUUUGUACUUGGGAGAUCUCAAGUGGGCAACUGAGUAUAGGGCUAGUAAUAAUAAUAAUAAUAGCCAAUUACAACAAGGGAGGGGGUAUUAUUGUCCAGUGGAACAUAUUAUUAUGGAGCUUGGGAAAUUGGUAUGUGGGAUUGGAGAACAUAUUGGUAGAUUUUGGCUUAUGGGGAUUGCCACUUUUCAGACUUACAUGAGAUGUAAAUCAGGUCAUCCAUCCUUGGAGACUAUUUGGGGUAUUCAUCCUCUUACAGUUCCAGCAGGUAGUCUGCGCUUCAGUCUCCUCACUACUACUCAUCACAGUGAAUUGAAAAGUGACGAGUCAAGCAUAAAAAAUGGGACUGUUACGUCAAAAAGCAGCUUGAUGAGUAGAGUUGAAAGUGGAGAAAAACAACAACUGAGUUGCUGCGCCGAGUGCUCAGCCAAAUUUGAGGCCGAAGCUCGAAGCUUGCGAGCCACCACCGACCAUAACUCCAACCUUCCACCAUGGCUACAACAAUGCAAAAACGAUACCAAAGCUCUUCUUACAUCUAAUAAUAAAGAUCAGCAGAACUGUUCCAAAAUGGCAGACCUUUACCGAAAGUGGAACUCAUUUUGCUAUUCAACUCAUCACCAUCGUCAGUAUUCGAAUUCUAACAACAUUUCAGAGAAAACCCUUAUAACAUUCUCUUCUUCUUCCUCUGCUGUUGCUUAUUCUGGAUUCUCAUACGAUCGUCAACAUCAUCAUCAGCAGCAACAACAACAACAGAACCAAAACCCUAAUGUCGAAUCAUCAUGGCCAUCAGUAUCAGAAGUGUCAAAACAUCCAUGGAGGCAUCCUAAUUAUGUGGAUAAUGAUCAUCAACAUCAUCAUCAUGAUCAGCAGCCGAGUUUGAGAAUGUUUAUCCCAGAAGUAGUAGUAAGCCCAAACCAAAAGGCUUCAUUACUAUUCAGCUCUUCCAAUAAUAAUAAUAAUAUUAAUUCCAACUCUACCCCUACCUCGGCUUCUUCAAACGACGUCGUUAUGGAGACAGAAUAUUCACAAAGGUUCAAAGAACUCAACGCCGAGAACCUCAAGACACUAUGCAACGCUUUGGAGAAAAAAGUCCCCUGGCAGAAAGACAUAAUACCCGAAAUAGCCUCAACCAUCUUGAAAUGCAGAUCAGGCUUGGUAAGAAGAAAAGGUCAUAAUAGUAAAAACAAUAAUAAUGACUUAAAAGAAGAAACAUGGUUGUUCUUUCAAGGGGUUGACAUGAACGCUAAGGAGAAGAUAGCUAAAGAGUUGGCUAAGCUCGUGUUUGGUUCUCAAAACGACUUCGUUUCGAUUGCUCUCAGCAGUUUUUCAUCUUCGGUAACAAGAGCCGAUUCGAGCGAAGAUUAUUCCGGCAGCGGCGGCGGUGGUAAGAGAUCGAGAGACGAACAAAGCUGUAGUUACAUCGAGAGGUUUGGUGAAGCGGUGUCGUUUAAUCCACACAGAGUGUUUUUGGUUGAAGAUGUUGAGCAAGCAGAUUUUUGUUCUCAAUUGGGGUUUAAGAGAGCUAUUGAAAGAGGAAGAGUUUGUAACUCUAGUGGUGAAGAGGUUGAUCUUAGGGAUGCUAUUGUCAUUUUGAGCUGUGAAAGUUUUAGUUCAAGAUCAUCAAGAGCUUGUUCUCCUACCCUCAUCAAGCACAAGAUGCAUAUGGAAUCAUCAUCGUCCGAUCAUGAUCAACAAGAACAAGAUCAUGAUCAGAAUGGUUCUAAUAAUAAUGAUAAUAAUAAUGAUGAUAAUCAAGUACUUGAAGAGACUAUGAUUAGUCCUUGUGUGUCCCUUGAUUUGAACAUUUCCUUUGAUGAUAAUGAUGAUGAUGAUGAAACUCAGGUUCAGACUUCUAUUGAUGACAUUGGACUUCUUGAAUCUGUUGAUAGAAGGAUUAUUUUCAAGAUUCAAGAAUUAUGAAAAUCAUUUUAUGUUGUUCUAUAUAAAUAUGCUUCAUGAUGAUGAUGAGUUUGAUUUGAUCGAGUCUUGUUUUGUUUUUGUUAUUUUUUUCUUCUUUGUUUGUCUUUUAGAUUUUUGACACACUUUUCUAGGUAGCUAAGGCCAAGGGGGACAGAAAUUAAUUAGAUGUAGCUAAUUGCUUUUAUUUUGUUUUAUGAUGUAAAACUACAUAAUGUGUAUAUUGUAAUAUUCCAUGAGGAUCAUGA
Messenger RNA from Cannabis sativa, 3494 nucleotides. RefSeq names its product protein SMAX1-LIKE 3. The record is from RefSeq and is a predicted model, not a curated record. NCBI's taxonomy places the organism in Eukaryota, Viridiplantae, Streptophyta, Magnoliopsida, Rosales, Cannabaceae. The transcript is spliced from 3 exons. The coding region runs from base 334 to 3249 and encodes 971 amino acids.